AUGAAUAUCUACACUCCGGCAGGAGGACUCUUCCAAACACAUGUCACCUGGGAGGACAUAGAAACAGAUAUGAAGAGAGAACUCGACACCGUCGCCUCAUUCGGACCGAACAAAAUCGCGAAGGACAUUGGCGAUGGCAAUGGCUUUAUGUCGAAAAUUUUGCUCAUUGAUCCUGACUGGCAGCACAAGGACAAAGAGCUUCCGGAGAAAUUCGUAGUGAAGACCUUUAUUGGGAAUGAAACAGGAAAGACAUUCAAGAUGGCUAUUAUUUGGCUGAUCAUAAUGUCGGUCUGUGCAAAUCGUCUUAUUUCACUCGUUGUUGUCCACGCACUCUCGAACUUCAGCCCACAGUUACAAUUUCUGCAUGAGGGUCACCACGCAUGA
Molecule: messenger RNA, 384 nt
Organism: Angiostrongylus costaricensis
Lineage: Eukaryota; Metazoa; Nematoda; Chromadorea; Rhabditida; Metastrongylidae
Source: the annotation of a GenBank genome assembly